Messenger RNA from Hemibagrus wyckioides, 6460 nucleotides. It is a transcript of the gene camsap2a, whose product is annotated as calmodulin regulated spectrin-associated protein family, member 2a. Gene Ontology annotation, biological process: neuron projection development; negative regulation of microtubule depolymerization; cytoplasmic microtubule organization. Gene Ontology annotation, cellular component: microtubule minus-end. The record is from RefSeq and is a predicted model, not a curated record. Bases 510 to 4811 code for a protein of 1433 amino acids. Gene Ontology annotation, molecular function: microtubule minus-end binding; spectrin binding; calmodulin binding. The transcript has 19 exons. Lineage: Eukaryota; Metazoa; Chordata; Actinopteri; Siluriformes; Bagridae.
GCGCAUUCAGGGACUUCAUCAAAGACGGUACGGCCAGAAAACGGCACUAAAGCGUGGAUGAAUAGACCGGAGGUCGGAAUAGAGGAAAUAUAUUCCAGCGCGUCCGUUUGGAUAUGAAAGGGCAUUUCGAGUUCACUCAGACGACAGAAGCGCCUCGAUCCAGCUUUUGGUGAAUCUGUUGUUUGUUGUGAAUCAGACAAUAACGGUGUUCCUUUAAGAGGAAUCCGCUAGCGGCGCUCAGAGGGAUCAGAAUGGAUGGAAAUGUUGUUAGGGCUGUACCCCACUUUCUCCGACCGAACAAGAUCUCAUCCUGCCCGUGAUUAGAUCAGUCUAGCCCGUGAUCGAGUACGGUUACACCGACAGGACAUGAGAUAUGAGAUAGUGAUUAGAAAAACUAGUCCAGACGUAUUGAAGCAUUUUGGUGCAGUGAAUUCCUUCGGGAGGAUGUCAUCUCUCUCCUCGGAGCUGUGAAGCACGGCGGCUGCUGCUGACACUCCCGGCGUUUGAACAUGGGGGACCUGAGCCAGUCCAGCCACUGGAAAAAGACUUUCAUUGUUCCUGCUAUUAAAUCUUUUGACCAUUAUGAUUUUAACAGAGCUAAAAUCCGCGCGAGCCUUAAAUGGCUCGUGGCCAAGGCUUUUGGUACAGAGAGCAUCCCGGACAAACUGAAGGAUCCAUUUUACACCGAUCAGUACGAGCAGGAGCACGUGAAGCCGCCGGUGGUGGACCUGCUGCUCUCGGCCGAGCUGUACUGCCGAGCGGGAAGUCUGAUCCUGAAAAGCGAUGCAGCCAAGCCACUGCUGGGCCAUGAUGCUGUUAUCCAGGCCCUGGCUCAAAAAGGCUUGUAUGUGACUGUCCAUGAGAGACUGGUCACUGAGAGAGAUCUGUCCAUGAGGCCAAUUCAGAUGAGUGCUCACCUGGCGCUGAUCGACACUCUGAUGAUGGCGUAUACGGUGGAGACGGUGAGUAUGGACAAGGUGGUGGUGUGCAUGCAGCAGUAUUCUACGGACUGCGCUGACGGAGACGUGCCCUAUGACACGGAGGAUGGCGUCAUUAGCUGGAUGAAUAAGGUGAACGAAUACUUGAAAGAGAUCAUCAUUCAGGAGCAAAGCAGGAGAGAGGCACAGAGGGCAGAGCCCCUUGAGAUCCCUAAGUCUCCAACCAAAUGGUAUAUGAAGCUGGUUCCUGCCCGCUAUAGGAAGGAACAGACGUUGCCUAAAACAGUACCGUGGAUCCCCCCAGUGGACAACCUGCUGAAGGACAGCACAGAUGGCUGCGCCCUUGCCGCGCUGCUGCAUUUCUACUGCCCUGACCUCAUCAAACUAGAGGACGUGUGCCUGAAAGAAAGCAUGUCAUUAGCAGACAGCUUGUACAAUCUGCAGCUGGUACAGGACUUCUGCCGCGAGCACUUGAACCACUGCUGCCACUUCAGCCUGGAGGAUAUGGUCUACGCCUCUUCUUCCAUCAAAAACAACUACCUUGUGUUCAUGGCUGAGCUCUUCUGGUGGUUUGAAGUCGUUAAGCCAUCUUUUGUGCAGCCUCAGGUUUUGGUCAACGAUGCACCAGCUCCAUCACUGAAGAAUGUGCCAUCUGUGCCCAUUUCAAAAGUUACAAAGAGAAGCUUCAUGGAAAGACCUCCAAGUCCAAACAGACCAAGCCUCCCGCUUGGACAGCAACCUUUGGCAUCAAACUCAGGUGAGAUCAGGAGAUCAACCUCCAUGUCGUUUGUUGACAGCUUUUUGGGGACUUGGCCCAAGGAGAGGAGGUCAGGGACUCAGGGAGUGUCCUUUGACAUCCCAUUUGAUAAGGACACCACCACCCAAACUACUACACAACCCAAACGGGGUAUGACCAGAUCUGUAAGUACUGAGGGAUUUGGGCUCAAAGUCGCCAAGGGAAUGAAGCGAAACCUGUCCUUCCAACCUAUCAAUGGGCAAAACAUUGGUAUUGAGGAAGAGGGCUGUCCAGAUACCCUUGUGGAAAUUCAGCAUGGUGGUCUGAAUGGCACGACACAAACUAGCAUUGAGGAAGCCCUGGAAAUAAUCCAUAAUUCAGAAAAGCAACAGGAGGGCACCAGGGUUGAGGCUGAAAAUGAAGGUUUCUUCCUUCACAUGCAGACCAAAGGAGAGCUGACACCCAAAACGCAAGCUGAAGAAGGAGAUUCUGUGUCAGAGGCCAUGUGUGUUUCGAGUGCUUCGACUACAGAGGUGGACACUGGAAUCCACGUAAAGACAGAAGAUAUCCAAGAGACCCUGGAUGAGGACUCAUCACUGAGAGACUGCACAACAAGUAUAGAGUUAGAUGCAGACCAGUGCUUUGAGGCUAGAGCAAGUCCCUGCCAGGAUUCCAUCAGUUCUUAUCCCAGCAGUGUUGGCACCAAGUCUCCCAUACCUGAUACCCCCAUGGGAGUAAAAAUGACCAGCUUUGCAGAACAAAAGUUUAAAAAACUCAAUCCAAAUGCAGAGUCCAAAGGUGGCACCUCUCAGGGGACCACUCCAGACAGUUCAGACCUCAACCUUUCCCACUCAGUCUCCUGGGCCCCCUCACCAGAGACAAGCCCUGCCCACCAGCCACAGAGGGAUCCGGCGCAGGCCAUGGCCGCCGAAAUGGUGCAGCUUCGCAUGCGGCUGGAAGAGAAGCGUCGAGCCAUAGAAGCUCAGAAGAAAAAGGUAGAAGCUGCCUUUACACGUCACAGGCAAAAGAUGGGGCGCAGUGCCUUUCUCACAGUGGUCAAGAGAAAGAAUGAUAGUGCCUCACCCAUCCAGGAAUAUACCACAAGCUCAGAGGGUACCAAGACACUAAAUGAUACUGUAAAAUCUCCAGAAAAGUCUCCUGUCAAGUCCCUUGGUGAGGAGAGCACGUCUGAGGCAGACUUACUGGAGUACACACGUUCUAUCGAGAAGUUGAACAAUUCUCUGAGCUUUUUGCAGGCAGAAAUGCAGCGGCUAGCCCAGCAGCAGGAGAUCAUCAUGCAAAUGCGGGAACAGCAGGCCUGGGUUGUGUGUCCAGCACAGCCUUCGCCCCAAAAACAGGUACGGGAGCUUAGAGGAAGCGGGACACGCUCCUCAGGAUCCCCCUCACCAGCUGACUCCCCACAUGUCACCCAUCGCUCCCCAACGAAUAUCAAGAGGAAGUCAGCUUCCUUCCACUCCAAAACUCCACGGACACCCAGGCCUACUGAGCUAAAGAUCACUCCGUUCAACCGAGUUCUUACUGUACCCCAGUCUGUAGACAGCAUACCCCGUCUGCGCAGAUUCUCACCCUCUCAGUCUGUAUCUAGCUCCUUUGCAUAUAUGGGAAAUGACACAAAACCAAGCAAAAAUAAUAUGCAAGCUGAACCCUUGUGUACAGAAGUUGCUGCUUCUGAUCUCACUUUACCCACCAAAGACACACAACAGCCUGAAACUGAACGAGACCUUGCAGUCUCAAGAAACAAGGAGUUAGAGAACACUGUGGAGGAAAAUGGAGAGAUGAAGGCUGAAGGAAAACCAGAAGGAGAAAUUAAGCCCACAGUGGAAUCCAGUGUUUCUGAGGUGUUGUCCCAAGCUGUAAAAGAAACAUUCACCGUAACGCCUACUGAGAAGCCAGUAGAUUCAGUUAUUCAAAACAACAAAAACUUGAUCGAAGUGCCACUAUCAAUCCUAAAGCCUCUGGAUGGACAGGAGUUGGAAGAUGCUGGAGAGAGUCUGACAACAGGAGAGAGCCUGGAUGAUGACCAGAAGAUGUGCUGUGGAUUCUUCUUUAAGGAUGACAUGAAGGGGGAGGACAGCAUGGCACUGAAGCGAGCUGCCCUGCUGGAGAAGAGGCAGAGAAGGGAGCGGGAGAAUCAGCAGAGGAAGCAGCAGCUCGAGGCUGAGAUGGAGCAGAAGAAAGAGGAGGCUAGAUUAAAGGCAGAGGAAGAUCGGCUGAAGAAGGAGGAGGAGAAAGCCAGGCGGGAGUUCAUCAAGCAGGAGUACCUGAGAAGAAAGCAGCUCAAGCUCAUGGAGGACAUGGACAUGCUGGUGAAAGCUCGGCCAGCCGCAGCCAAGCAAAGAAAGCCAAGGCCUAAAUCCAUUCACCGGGAUGUGAUUGAGUCACCCAAAACCCCUGUUAGGGCAACAGCAGGUUCACGACCUCGUGUUUUUUCAGUGUCCAGUAUCUCCUUGGCCUCCCUCAAUCUGGGAGACAAUGACAGUGUCAGCUCAGACAAACGAACCCCCAGAAGCAAUAGCUUAGCAUCGGGCAGCCUAUACGGCUUCUUGAGCUCUCCUCGUGUAAGAAGGAGAAGUAGGCCUGACUCGGCUGACAGCUUCCUGUCUCCUUCUCGAUCUGGGAGCCAUAAUGGAGAGAAAGACUGGGAAAAUGCUUCCACCACCUCCUCUGUCACUUCAAUCACUGAAUACACAGGUCCCAAAUUGUACAAAGAGCCCAGUGCCAAGUCGAAUAAACAUAUCAUUCAGAACGCUUUGGCUCAUUGUUGUCUGGCUGGGAAGGUCAAUGAAGGUCAGAAGAACAAGAUCCUGGAGGAGAUGGAGAAAUCACAGGCCAACAACUUCCUAAUCCUGUUCCGUGAUUCGGGCUGCCAGUUCCGCGCCGUGUACACGUACUGCCCCGAUACAGAGCAGAUGAACAAGUUGGCAGGAAUCGGGCCCAAGAGCAUCACGCGCAAGAUGAUCGACGGCCUGUUCAAAUACAAUUCUGACCGGAAACAGUUUAGCCAAAUCCCAGCUAAGACCAUGUCUGCCAGUGUAGACGCCAUAACCAUCCACAGCCACUUGUGGCAGACCAAGAAGCCGGGAACUCCGAAGAAAGUAGCACCUAACAAGUCCUAAGAUUUUAUAUCAGCUCUCUCUCUCUACUGGAUCUCAGCAACACGCUCUUUCGCUGUAAACUAUAAACUCCGACCUGCACUGCACAGCAUUCUGCAUCUUUGUCUUGGAACACAACCCACACUUUAACUAAAAAUAUGCACAACUGGAUUGUAAAACAGUAUGGGCUUGUCAGUGGAUCCUGUAGUUAGAACUCGAGCGUCUCAUUGCAGUUCCGUUAAAGCAUGUGUGUGUGGCUGCGUGGGAGAGUGGGUGUAACUUUUAUAUGUGGCAAAAAAAGUUUAAAUAAGGAAGUGAUGUAAUAUGACUGCUUUUGGUACACUGAAGCACUGAAUGUCAUUUGUCUGUAUAAAGAGAAACAUUGCAUAUACAUUUGUUAACAUGUGGCCUUGGUUUCGAGUUCUUUGGUUACUUUUUGUUUUAUAGAAUGUAAUGAAGUGAUCUUAGGAAAGAUACUUACCAUUAAAGUGUUUUUUUUUAUUGGAUCUGGUCACCAGUGGACCUCGUCUUCGGGAGCAAUGCUGUAUGUGCGCGUUAAACAAUGGAUGUAGUAUUACAUAGUAUAUUUUUGCUUGCAUUUGUCACAAUGACAUUUUUUUUUUAAAGUGGCUUCGGUUCACAGCAGGAUUGUGAAUUCUUACAGUGUUUUAUGAUUUUAAUUUUAUUAUUCCUUCUGUAUAAUCUUACAGAUCAGAGAAACUGUUUGAAAUUCAAAGCCAUGGUCUGUUUAAUUCAGUGUGUCAUGAUAGGUUGCUAAGGUUUAGAGCACCAAACUCCUGUUGCAUAAUUAUGUGAUUGUAGGUUGCUAAAAUGAAGCUAGCAGAUAUUUGAUAAUGCCAUAAUGAAUAAUGUAUCAGUGAUAUUUCUCUAGUCAGCUUCACAGUUAAAAUUAAUAUAUAUUGACAGGUUCUCAUUGUAUUAGUAGUUAUUCUUGUUUGUCUCAUUUGUGAUAGAUGAUUAUAUUUUGCUGAUUCUGCAACAGUCAGUACGAUUUCCAGCGUUUCCAGCUCUGUACAAGUGGGACAGUCCCGUAAGGGCUUAAAAUUUAGCCAAGCUGUCCAAAAGCAAUGUGCCAAACUACAUCUUUGUAUUCCUAAUCAAUGAUAUAGACUGAUGCUUUUAUUAAUAAUUUAUGUCAUUUUUAUUUGGCUUGGGAUAUGAUCAGUUCAGCUGGUUUGGGGUAUUUUAGUGUGAUGAGGAAGUUGGAUUUUCUUGGGGUGGAAGGAAUAUUGAUGUUUACGGGUCACGGUUUACUAAAUUUGAUAUGAAAACACGCUGGGUUAUUUUUUUUUUUUGCUUUGUUCAUUUCUCAGUUUUUUCCAAUGCCUUUCCACAAUCUUCAACACACUCCUAUUAAUAAAAGUAGUAAAUUUCUGAAGGUAUCCUGGGUUGUGCAGUAGAAUGUACAGGCUUGAUGUACUGUAUUUGGGGACAACAUACACCUUUUUGAAGCAGUUGUAUUAAAAUAAUUUGGCUGUUCCAAGCCAUUAAAAGAACUUGGCUGUGCAUUUGUAAAUAAGUACAGUUUACAUAUUGUAUAGUGUGUUUUGAACUCAUCUGCCCAUUAUUUUAUCAAGCAAUUUUUUUUCUAGACACUGCUGUUAAAUAGUCAAACACAUCUGAGUCAUAAUGAUUUGAAUAAAGUUGCGCAU